Molecule: messenger RNA, 2208 nt
Organism: Uloborus diversus
Lineage: Eukaryota; Metazoa; Arthropoda; Arachnida; Araneae; Uloboridae
Product: complex I assembly factor ACAD9, mitochondrial-like
Exons: 19
Coding region: 201-2135 (644 amino acids)
Molecular function (GO): flavin adenine dinucleotide binding; acyl-CoA dehydrogenase activity
Source: RefSeq, a predicted model, not a curated record
UGUUUACAUUUGCAAUGAUGAAUCUGGAGCGGAUCAACUCUUACUGAAGUAUUUUAAACUUGUAAAGUUAUUUAGUAGUUCUAUCCAUUAUUUAAAAUUCACCGGUUUAUUCUUUUUAUGAAAACAAAUUGAAGAUCUAGUCAGCUUUUUCGUGUAAAUAUCAUCUUCCAUACGUACUGAAUUAUCCUUAAAUCAUCAACAUGGACGUCGGGAAGAUUUUCUUCUCAACACUCAGACAAUCCAGAAUCUCGUCUUAUGGGUCACGGUUACGUGGAUCGCUUGGGGUGAACUUUGUGAAGAAUUGUGCCGCUCAGCAUUCAAGGGCAGAAGAAGCCGUCGUCGGUCGAGAGAAGAUUCAACUGUCCAGGCCUUCCGUGGUGAAGUGGAAGAGACCCCCUUUCAUGAAAUGUCUCUUCGUGAAUAAGUACGACGUGGAGUUGUGUGCCUUCCCGGAGAUAUUGACGAAGGAGCAACUGGCAGAAGUAGAAGACUCAGUUAAGAGUAUCAACUUGUUGUAUGCUGAAAAAGUGAAUUCUCACGAAAUAGAUGAAACCCAAACCAUACCCGAUAGCAUACUUCAAGAUCUGAGAGAGUUGGGCCUCUUUGGAAGAAUGAUUCCCACUAAAUACGGUGGUCUGGACUUGACUCACACGGCCUGCACUCGGAUCAAUGAAGUCCUGGGUUUGGACUGGUCUCUCUACGCAUCCAUCACUGCUCAUGAAUUUAUGGCAACUCAGAUGUUGCUCUUGUAUGGAUCUGAAGAACAGAAGCAAAAGUACCUCCCACUCCUGGCUUCCGGAAAGAAGAUCGCCGCUUUCUGCUGUUCGGAAUUCAAGAGUGGAAACGACCUGCUGUCCAUAUCCACGACCGCAGACAAUGUCCCCGAGGGAUUCCGCCUCAGUGGGACCAAGUCCUGGGUGACCAACGCAGAGAACGCCGACCUCUUCAUCGUCUUCGCCAAGAUGCAGGGGCACAUGGAUCCCAAAUCUCGAGAAAUUUCGGUGCUGGUCGUAGAGAGAGACUCGGAAGGGAUCGAAGUGGUGCCCCUGGAGAAAACCUGCCUGCGAGGCUGUAAAACUGGUGUGGUCACUUUCAAAGAAGUCUUGGUUCCUUCUGGGAAUAUCAUUGGUACUUUAGGCAGAGGUUAUGAAAUGUAUUUGAAAGUGAUGGAAAACUUCAGGUUCAUGUUGAAUUCGUUCACCUUUGGCACGCUUAAAUUACUCCUAGAUUCUGUGACUGAACAUGUCAUUCACACUGAAAGACUGGGAAAGUCGUUGGCAGAUGUCCAGCUUGUUAGAACAAAGUUGACCAAGAUCAGUUCUGUGAUCUAUGCGAUGGAGUCCGUGUCCUACUUUACUGCCGCGAUCUGCGAUUCCACGGAAAACCCGGACAUAGCCCUGGAAAUGGCGGCCAUGAAGGUGUUCAAUUCGGAAAAUACCCUGUACUGCCUGCGGGAGCUGAUGGAUGUCGUGGGUUCGUCUAGUUUCACCAAGCGACUGCAGUUGGAGAGGCUGUAUCGGGAUGCCCAGGGGCUGGCCAUGUUUGACGGCUCCAACGACAUCGCUCGCCUAUACAUCGGUCUGUCCGGCUGCAAAUUUGUCGGUUCCCAGAAAGCGCAAGAAGUGCUGAAAUUCCGCAAUCGUUUCUUCUUCCCCACGGAUCACUUCAAAGACAUUAUUCGAAGAAUGAGGAUCAAGAUGAACCGGGCUCGUUUCGAACACGACAUUGCUGGACAUGUGCAUCCAUCGCUGGUGAUCCCAGCCAAUAACUUAGAAAGCAGACUUCAGCGAUUUGAAUUGGCUGUUGAAGAAGUUUUAUCUGAUCAUGGAGCAAAAGUAGUGGAAACUCAGAUUGAACCAAAAAAACUAGCAAAUGCUGCAAUCGAGUUCUAUGUCCAAGCUGCGGUGCUGGCCAGGAUUUCUCGAUCCUACUGCAUCGGGCUCAAGAACACCACCCAUGAGAUGCUGUUGGCUAGCAUUUUCUGUCACGAUUCCGACUUACGGAUCGUUUUGGAAUUGAAUGAUAUACUAGUUGGAAUGGCGAAAAACAGCGAAGGCCCGGCUCUCCUGUUAUCGGAACAAGUGAUCGACACCAAGGGCUACUUCCCGGAACACCCUUUGAGACACAAUUAUUAGCGACACCUAUACCUCCCGCAAUGUAAAUUUUGUACAGUAAUUAUUUAAAUUUAAAUAAAUCAUUAGACAUUUA